GUGUAAUACGGGAUUCUCCUAAUCACUGAAGGAUUUGCCAUAUCAAAAAUCGUAAAAAAAAUCUGUCAACGUACACUUAUUUGGACUAAAACAUAUCCGUAAAAUAUUGACGAUGGAAUGAAUUGCCAGAUAAAUACAUGCGUGUACAUACAAGUAAGAUAUGUAUUAUUAGCCGACAGUUAUAAAUAGACAAACGAUGGUACAUGUAUGAAGUAGGAUUGUAUUGGAUUUCACAACCGUGGUGAAAUACAUGUAUGAUGUAUAUAAAUACAUGUAGUUCAUAACAUUGCCAAGUACUGACAUUGACUUGAACAUAUUCUAACACUGGAUAAGUAAGCGACUAUUUCUUAACUGUUUCAUUUGUAAAGUGAUUACAAAUCUACAAUGGCUACAUCAGGUGCUGGACCAGACACAAUGAAUUCGAACUGUCCACUUCGGACAGAAUUAUACAGUGCUCAGAAAACAGACCACUGGCCGAAGAAGGGCCGCCACAUUCUGGCUCAAUACGAUGACAAGUGUAUUGUUGUGUAUCAGGCCUUCUGUCCGGAGAUUGCUAAAUACGCCGUAGAGCAUGGCCAGUUUGGUGGGCCGAGGUACAAUUUAACGCGCAUGACGUGGAUCAAGACAAACUUCCUGUGGAUGAUGUACCGCUCCGGCUGGGCCCGGAAGAGGGAUCAGGAGCGCAUCCUCGCUAUUCAUCUGACCAAGGAAGGGUUUGACCGCAUCCUGGCAGGGGCCAAAGGGGCGGGAAUACCACUUCCGACGGGGCAACCAGAUGACGUCCGCCUGCAGUGGGACCCAGACCAUGAACCUCACGGUGGCAAGGUUGAUCGGCGGGCCGUCCAACUGGGGCUCCGGGGCGGGGCGCUCCGGAUGUUCCACGAGGAGUACAUCAAACGGAUUGAUGACAUCACUUCCUUUGUAGAGGAACAACGAGAGCACGUGGAUAGCAACAGGCUUGAUUUGCUGACAUGUCCUGCUGAAAGAGUGUAUAUACCUGAGGAUGAGAACAUUUGUAGCCAUAUUUUACUGGACGGAUUUGACGAUGGCGGUGAAAAUGAAGCAAAUGUUAAAUCAAGUGGAGCAACUCAUGCUUUGUUCGACACUUCCAAAGAAUUUGAUGUUGAGAGCGCUAGCUGUGAUGAACUCAUGAAACUAGCAAUUCCUAAGACACCGGGGGGAAAUAGUGAAAAAUCUGAGGAUGUUAUUGUCUGCCUAGGUGGAGCAUUCAAUCCAGUUCAUACUAGACAUGUAGAGGUACUUCAGACUGCUGUUGAUUGGUUGGAAGCAAAUACAAAGUAUCACGUGAUAGCUGGAAGGUUAGCCGUCGCUCCGGACGGAUAUGUAAAGAACAAGUGUAAGAGAUCAAAGGACCGAUGCAUCGCAGCUGAACAUAGAAUUAAAAUGUGCGAGCUAGCGUGUGACGGGCAUGAUCUGAUUAAACCUUAUUCUAAAACUGUCGGAUCCGCGAAUGAUUGUGGUGAAAAGGUGAAGAGAGAUAUGCAUUUGACUGAAGCCAAGAUAGCGGUCAUUCUCGGUGCUGACCGGGCUAUGUCUAGGAGUGGUCAAGGAAAGUGGACAUCGAAGGGAAAGGUGACUACCGUUUGUGUGGGAAGGAAGGGACAGACGGAUGGAGUUAAGAGAGUCUUUCUUGAGGAUCUGAGGCUUGGUCUUGUUACUAACAAUGACUUCUUUAUAGUUGAUAAGGAAUUGGACAAUGUAAGUUCGACUGACAUUCGGAAAGCUUUGGAACACGUGGAAAGCGGCAGUGGCGGUAACGACACUUCGCUCAAAAUUGCAGUCGACGAUUUAGUUGAAAAGGGCUGGGUUACGGAAAAUAUUGGAAAAUAUCUGUUGGAUAAUUUUGAGAACAUUUAUUUGUGAUUGAAAUCAGAUGGAUAAUAUUAUCAAUUUACGAAGUAUAAUUUCGUUCAUAUAA
Mya arenaria is the source of this 1939-nucleotide messenger RNA. RefSeq lists its product as uncharacterized. Bases 385 to 1884 code for a protein of 499 amino acids. The transcript has 3 exons. Gene Ontology annotation, molecular function: catalytic activity. NCBI's taxonomy places the organism in Eukaryota, Metazoa, Mollusca, Bivalvia, Myida, Myidae. Gene Ontology annotation, biological process: biosynthetic process. The record is from RefSeq and is a predicted model, not a curated record.